UCUUCUCUUCUCUUCUUCUAUAUUCUUCUUAAAAUACUUCUUACUUUUCUCUAUUCCAUGAAAGACAUGAAUACUUCAUACUUAAUUUUAUAUAUAUGCAUAUUUAUGUGUGAGCAUAUAUCGAUGAAUAUCAUGGUGUGAUGAUAUGUGCUUGUGGUUAAAGAUGAUACAUAGAUUUCUUAGGAGUUUCACAUCUUUCAAUGAAAUUUUGCAUGGCUUCCAAGAAAUGAUGAACGUAAAACCAAUGGAGCAUAUUAUGAUUCCUAAUAACAACACUCAUCAAUCAAACACCACGUCCAAUGCAAGGCCAAACACUAUUCUCACAUCCAGCGGCGGCGUCUCAGCUGCAGGAGCCACCGUCUCCGGCGUAAGCAACAACAACAAUACACCGGUUGUGGUGGAGAGGAAAGCAAGACCACAAGAGAAACUAAAUUGUCCAAGAUGUAACUCAACCAACACAAAGUUUUGUUACUACAACAACUAUAGUCUCACGCAACCAAGAUACUUCUGCAAAGGCUGUCGAAGGUAUUGGACCGAAGGUGGAUCUCUUAGGAAUGUUCCUGUCGGAGGAAGUUCAAGAAAGAACAAGAGAUCAUCUUCUUCAUCAUCAUCAAACAUCCUUCAAACAACACCAUCUUCACAUGGCUUGACUACAACACUUCCAGAUCUCAAUCCACCUAUUAUUUUCUCAAACCAAAUCCCUAAUAAAUCAAAAGGGUCACAAGAUCUCAACUUGUUGUCUUUCCCUGUCAUGCAAGACCAACAUCAUCAUCAACAUGUUCACAUGUCUAAGUUUCUUCAGAUGCAUAAGAUGGAAGGAAAUGGCAACAUGACUCAUCAACAACCGUCAUCAUCAUCUUCUCUCUAUGGUUCUUCAUCGUCUCCUGUUUCAGCUCUCGAGCUGCUGAGAACAGGAGUUAAUGUUUCAUCAAGAUCAGGGAUCAACGCUUUUAUGCCUUCUGGUCCAAUGAUGGAUUCUUCACACAAUGUGAUGUACACCUCUUCAGGGUUUCCAACGAUGGUGGAUUACAAAACAAGUAAUCUUUCUUUCUCUACUGAAAAUCAAGGGCUUGGACACAACAACAACAACAAUAGUUCUGGUGAUGCUCAUAGUGAUCAUCAUCAAGGUAGGGUUUUGUUUCCAUUUGGGGAUCAAAUGAAGGAGCUUUCAUCAAGCAUAACACAAGAGGUUGAUCAUGAUGAUAAUCAACAGCAGAAGAGUCAUGGUAACAAUAAUAAUAAUCCAAGCCCUAAUAAUGGAUACUGGAGUGGGAUGUUCAGUACUACAGGUGGAGGAUCUUCAUGGUGAAGCAAAAUGAUCAAAAGAGAUUGUGAAAUUAGCUUUCUACCCAUUGGAGGUGCUCUAAUUCUCUUUCAUGAUAUUUUGCCUUACAUAGUCACAUGGGGUACUUUAGUUAAAGUUGUCAGAACUUGACUAUCACAACAUGGUAUUUUAUUCUCUUUUUUAAUCAAUAUUUAUUUUUAAAUGUUUUAUAACUGGGGCGGCGGUAAUUCGGGUUGGUUUUUCACUUUGGGUGUGGAUUUAUUAGGAUACAUGUAUAAUGGAUUUAUGUAUAGGUAGAAGAAUAUGUGAAUGCGAAUUUCGUGAGUGUUGCAUGAUAUAUGUAUUCAUCGUUUCUUCUAUCUGUAUAUAUAAGUGUUCUCAUAAUCUCAUAAAAGAAUAUUCAAAAUA
Messenger RNA from Raphanus sativus (radish), 1693 nucleotides. Its product is annotated as dof zinc finger protein DOF2.5-like. The coding region runs from base 146 to 1309 and encodes 387 amino acids. The record is from RefSeq and is a predicted model, not a curated record. The transcript is spliced from 2 exons. Gene Ontology annotation, biological process: regulation of DNA-templated transcription. Lineage: Eukaryota; Viridiplantae; Streptophyta; Magnoliopsida; Brassicales; Brassicaceae. Gene Ontology annotation, molecular function: DNA-binding transcription factor activity; DNA binding.